Molecule: messenger RNA, 2097 nt
Organism: Ostreococcus lucimarinus CCE9901
Lineage: Eukaryota; Viridiplantae; Chlorophyta; Mamiellophyceae; Mamiellales; Bathycoccaceae
Exons: 1
Coding region: 1-2097 (698 amino acids)
Molecular function (GO): mRNA binding; protein binding
Source: RefSeq, a predicted model, not a curated record
AUGAUGCGACCGCCGGCGCCGCGCGCGAAGCCGACGAAGGACGCCGCCGGUGGGGCGGCCCCGGACGUCGAGCCCGCCGCGCCGAGCGCGGACGCGCGCGAUCGCGCGUCCGCGCCGCCGCUCGGGAAGACGUACGACGCGCCCGCGUGGGGCGGGGCGCCCGCGCGCGAGUUUUAUCUCGAUUGCGUCAAGGGCGGCGCGUUGGCGUCGAGGACGCGACUGGACCGAGGCGAAGGCGAAGACGCGCCGCGAGGACACGUGACGUUCGGAAGGCAUCCGGCGUGCGACGUCGUCGUCGAACACCCGUCGACGUCACGUUUGCAUUGCGUGAUUCAGUUCAAGGCGAACGGGACAGAGGCGUACGUGUACGAUUGCGAGAGCGCGCACGGGACGUUUGUGAAUAAGCGACGCGUCAAGCCGGGCGUGCACGCGCCGAUUCGAGUCGGCGAUCAGAUCAAGCUCGGCGAGUCGAGUAGAUUGUAUAUUUUAGACGGCGAUGAGAGCUUGAUGCCAGAGGAAGGGCUGAGUGCGGCAGAGAUGAAGGCGUUAGCGGCGUUGGAAGCCGCGGCGGAGGCUGAGAUGCAGCGCGAACUGGCGGCGUUGAAGGCGGAACGCGCGGCGGCGCGCGAACAAGAGGCUGCGGCAAAGGCUGGGUCGUCUUGGGGGAUGAUGGAUGCCGAUGACGAAAUCAACGAGCGUCAACGCGCGAUCGAAGAGCUGGAUUGGCGCACGCACGAUGGGAAAUUUAGCGAUAAACAGGAAAAGCAAAAGCAAAACAUUCGGCGCAAGGAGGAAAAGAUCUCAAACAUGCGCCUAGAAGUCGAUCGAAUUCGAGCCAAGGAGUCGCAGCAAGACGGUGGGCUAUCGUCCGGGCAAUCGACGCGAAUAUCUGCGGUCGAGCGCGCGAUCGAGACGUUGCAAGAAGAGAUCGAGGACGCCGAUGAGACGCUCAACGAAUCGUUGCGCGUGAGUUUGGGUUUGCAAGCUGCGGUGUCCAAGCGACGUCGGGGCACGCGAGCGAACUCGGACGACGAAGACGGUCAGAGUGGAGAUGAAGACGACUUUUACGACCGUUCGCGGACGAGCGCGAGUCGUAAGCGUCGAAAAGAGUCGAAGAAAGAAUCCACGCAAGGCGCGGCGGCACCGAAAACGCUAGAGACGGCGGCUACGUUGUGGGACAAGCGCACAGCGAUUGAGACGUCGAUCACGGAAACGGAAGAACUCAUCAAAGUCACCGAAGAAGCCGCGCUCGCCGAACGUCAGCGCACGGCGGGACUUUCGGCAGACGGCGACGCGUUGGAUGCGUACAUGGACGAAAUUGGCGCGUCGAAAUUCACGUCUCAAGUCGAGAGAUUACGCGUGACGCUCUCCGAAAAAGUGUCUGAACUCGAGCGAGUGUCUCGACUGUUGAAGUACGCCGACCCAACCGAGGAAUUCCGUCCUGGAUCGGCCAAAGGAGACGCCAUGCGGAAACACGCCGAGGAGGCGGAGGCGAAACGCGCCGAGGAGGCAAAACGACGCGCCGAAAUCGCCGAAGCGAAGCGAGCGGAAGAACUCGAAGCGCGCAAGAAACGUGACGCAGAGAUGCGACGGCAAGCGGAAUGGGAAGAGCAAGGUAACUUGCAAGAGAAGCGAAAGUUCACGGGAGGCGUCGAUCCCGCCUCAACGUCGGCGCCGGCGAAAGCGAAAGCCGCCGUCGUCGAAGAUGACGCCGAUAACGCCGAUAACGCCGAUGACGAAGGCCCAGUGAUCGUCGAAGACGUCGAACAACGAGUCACACCGACCGAGCGCGAGAUUGAAGCACAUACCGCCGCUGAGACUGAACCCGUGGUGCGCGACGACGAUGACGGUUUCUUGAUGCCGCAUCAAGUGCGCGCCGGCUUGGAAAUUCGCAAACCCCCAACCAAAGCCGCGCCAUCACACGCGGCCGCACCAUCCGCGGAGGAUACCGUCAUGUCAGACAUCCAGCGCCUUCUUGAUGCCUCCUCGGGCGCGAGAUUCGACGCCGAAGCCGCCGCCGACGAUUCCGACUGGACCGCCCCGGCGAACCAAUCCGGCGACGGCGCGAGCGCGCUCAACAAAAAGCUCGGCUACUGA